Messenger RNA from Cydia pomonella (codling moth), 1756 nucleotides. RefSeq names its product vitellin-degrading protease-like. Lineage: Eukaryota; Metazoa; Arthropoda; Insecta; Lepidoptera; Tortricidae. Gene Ontology annotation, molecular function: serine-type endopeptidase activity. The transcript has 5 exons. The record is from RefSeq and is a predicted model, not a curated record. Gene Ontology annotation, biological process: proteolysis. The coding region runs from base 856 to 1644 and encodes 262 amino acids.
UGGGUCAAAUCUUGGAAGCUUUUGACCCACUUCCCGGUUUCCGAUUGAGCUGAAAUUGUGCAUACAUAUGUAAGUCAGGUAACAAUGCAAUAUUAUGGUACCAUCGAGCUGAUCUGAUAAUGGAGACAGGAAGUGGCUAUGUGAACUCUGUGAUAAAACAGCGCAAACUAAUAGUGUUUGGGGUUUUCAGAAUUGUCUCGAUGAGUACUAGUUGCGUGUGGAAAGAAAAGUACAGUCAGCGAUAAAAGCUGGUACCAAAAAUGAUUUUUUUUCCCAAAACUUAUUCAAAUUUAGAUCGACCAAGGUUGACGCGCAACAACAAUAAGCGCCUAGAUUGCGAGCUUUCGCGGACGUCAAAUUUCGAAGACCGACGAUUUAUCAUCCCAUUAAUCCAUACUUAAAAUUAUAAAUACGAAUACACUGGCCAAGGGGGUGAAAUAAUGCUAGAUUGUACGAGAGCAGGUACUAAGCGAGUCGUGAGGAGUCGUCGGGUUGUUUGGUAGUUUAACGAGCCCAUUAAUAGUGCGUGGGGUUGUUACGCGUACGCUGCGACAUUUUACAUAUAUUUAUAAUGUGUCGCAAUGAAGCGACAUAACGCAACGCACUCACUCACUCACAUUCACAAUUAAUUAAUUAUUUCAGGAGUCUGGUGUUCCCCUUUGAAAACAUCGCGGUCAAUAUUGAAGGAACACUCGAAAUCUCAAUUACUAACACUAUCAGCCGGGCCCUUUAGAAUGGUGUGAAGGUCUGUGCUAUCAGUUAAAUGACUGUCCUUAAUUCUUUAUUUUGUAACUUUCAGGUAUAUAUAGUUAAAUUGAUCGUUGUUUUGAUGACAGUGUUUUAGUUUGCUUCACGAUGUUUAAUUGGGUGUUGGGUUGUGCUUUCUUCGGGUUGGUUGUAUCAACGCCAACACCCAGCAUCGAAAAUGUAAAAAUAGUUGGCGGCGAUGACAUCGACAUCAGUGAGGCCCCGUUCCAAGUGUCGAUGGUCUACCGAGGCCGCCAUUCCUGCGGGGGCUCUAUCAUAGCAGAGGACAUGAUUUUGACGGCAGCGCAUUGCGUUAUUGGGAGUUUCCCAAAAGACUACCAUAUACGCGUAGGCUCAUCGUCAAGCAAAGAGGGAGGUCUGCUGGUUCCAGUAGCAGAUCUUAUAUACCAUCCCAGCUUCUCUUUCACCAAGAUGGACAGCGACAUCGCACUGCUGAGACUCAGCACUCCGCUGGAGUUCAGUGAUACUGUAAAGUCCAUAGAGAUGAUGGGAGACGGAGAAGAGGUCGAUGAUGGAGCUAUUACUGAAGUCAGUGGAUGGGGAAAUACAAAGGAAGGAGGUGGUUCGCCGUCCACCCUCCAGAAGGUGUUGGUGCCGGUAGUGAACGAGCAAGCCUGCCGCUCAGCGUACUCACCAUUGUACGCAAUCACGCCGAGGAUGCUAUGCGCUGGUGUACCCGCUGGUGGGAAGGAUGCUUGCCAGGGUGACAGCGGUGGUCCUCUAGUCCACGACGGAAAGCUGGCUGGUGUGGUCUCCUGGGGCAUCGGCUGCGCCCGGCCCACAUACCCCGGAGUGUAUGCCAAGGUGUCGGCUCUCAGGACCUGGGUGGAUGACAACAUCAUUUUCCUGAGGAUCAAGUCAUGGCUGCGAUAUUAAUCAUUUAAUGCAAUAACUAAGGCAGUCCGAAUUAUUUUAGCCAGGGAAAAAAUGUAAAGGGAGUCAAAAGUGUUGCUCACAUCGUAAUAUAGGGUUAAAUAGGAUUAACAGU